Messenger RNA from Paramuricea clavata, 11063 nucleotides. NCBI's taxonomy places the organism in Eukaryota, Metazoa, Cnidaria, Anthozoa, Malacalcyonacea, Plexauridae. The record is from the annotation of a GenBank genome assembly.
AAGAAAGUUUGUUUAUUUUACGACUGUUAACCGUAUAAUAUUUAUAGGUACCGGUGAUUGCUAUCAUGGGAUCGGGAGGAGGAUAUAGGGCAGCUUGUGGAUUAUCAGGAGUAAUGGUUGCUCUUCAAGAAUCCGGGAUCUUGGACUGCGCUACAUAUGUAACUGGACUGUCAGGAUCUUCAUGGUAUGUACCGUGUGAACUGCAUCGUAUAACUGGAGUAAUAACCUCAGUCGAUUGCUUGAAUGAAAGUGGACUUGGAGCUCGCAAAUUACAGCAUUUUGAAUGCUUGACAGGAAUUUCUUGUUUGCAGUACACACAUAAAAUGUGCAAUUUGUUAGGCCAAAAAAAAAUGUGGGUUUCCGGUUUUCCGACCCUACCUAGCUUUUGGACGUCAAAAUCCAGACCCUAAACUUUUUUAUUGGAUCAUGCUUGUAAGUGUUUCCACUUAGAGGAAAAAGUUUGUGGAAAAUUGAAAUUUGAGGCAAUAUUAGGGAAAUUUAUCUUUGGAUGUGGAAGCACUGACUAAACAAAAUGGCGUCCGCUUGUUAGGAAAAUUAAAAAAAAAGUUUAAAAAAAAAGUUAAAACCGACCUACCCUACCUAAGUUUUUAUAAGAAGAAACCGGAAACACACAUAUUUUUUUUUGGCCUUGCAGAUCUGCAAACAAGUUAUAACAAGGUUGUUGUCAAGGCGAUAUCAAGAUAUGUUCGCACUGCUUGUUCCCAGUUGUUUGAGAAGUCUGGAACAAGUUGUUAUCACCUUGUUACAAUGUUGAUGACGGUAACAGACUUGCUUCAAGUUUUUCCAACAAGACUAAUACAGUCUGUUCGUAACUUGUUGAUACGAGCUGGUUGUCAUCAACUUGUUAAAAAUUUGUUACGUGCAGACUUGUUGGAACAACUUGUUGCGAGUCUGUUGGCCUCGUCAACCUUGUUAUAAGAAUAACAACUUGUUCCAUCCAUUCCAUCCUUGUCAACAACUGGGAACAGGAAGUGCGAACGCAUCUUGUUGACAAGCUAUGAAAACGUGGAGAGAAUAUGGGGAAAAUUAGUUAAAGGGAAAUGGCAAUAUAAUUUUUUAUUUUCUCAUUUCAAAGAACUUUUGAAACCACAUAUUAACUUCUCUUACCGAUUUUUCAUUUCUGGCCUGUUCUUGAAAUAUUUUCACUUGAAGUAAUGAGAUGUCCGCCAUCUUGGAUAAAUUUUUGAUCUCAUUAACGGUCGUUUUGGUGACGUCACAACAAGGAUUAACCAUAUAAAAGUAUUCGUUGCUGAUCAAAUAUUGAUUGGUAGAUGUUUUAAAGGUUUUGAGUGAUCUUGAUAUUUCGAAAGGCAGACCGCGAGUAUAGUUUUGACGGCAAAAUGAUUAGUGGUUGUCUAGAUAAAAAUAGUGCGUCACCCCUGCCGUGACGUCACAUGCAUAUCUACAAAAAUUGAAGAUGGCGGACAUUUCAUUCCUUUCGAUCAAAAUAUUUGCGGAAGUAAGCAAGAAUGAAGAAACAGUAAGAGAGUAUUAUAUACAGUCUUAAAAGCUCUUUCAACUACGAAGAAAAUAAAAAAUAUAUUGCCAUUUUCCUUUAGGCAAGUUGUACUGCAAAACAGAUGAAACGUACAAGGGUGGACAAAGAACGGGUAUAUCCAGUUCUUUGUCACCAUAAGUUACUGUCGAUGCAAUGGAAGUGUUGAUAAAAUAUUGCAUGAAUUCAUUUCCUCAAGUUGAUCAAUUCAUACGAAUUCAAAUUUCUUUUUACUUUCUGUGCGUUUCCUAUUGGUCAAUCGGUUCUGAAACGAAAUCUAAUUGGCUCAUCUAAAAGUAACAGGAAGUUGAUCAAUUUUCUAUCAAAUGAAUUGAUCAACUUGAGGAAAGGACUUGGUGCAAUAUUUUAUCAACACUUCCAUUGCAUCGACAGUAAAAGAACAUUUUGAGUAAAAGUUCUCUAAACGUAUCUAUUUUUCUAACCCUUGACUUGAAAUCACAAUUUUUAUUCACACAUAUACAAAACUAAACAAGUAAGUUCAAAAUGGUGACAAAGAACAGGAUAUACCAUUGGGGGGGGGACUUUUUAAUGGCCACCCCCUGUACGUCAACAUGGUUGUAGAACGUAUGACCUGAUACGUGAAGUACGGUAUUUCUGAAACAUUUUUUAACCCCUUGGCUCGUCAAUGAAUUACGUGAACUGUGUGUAUUUCCCCAGGUAUAUAUCCUCGCUGUACAUGCGUGAAGGUUGGCCAGAUUCCAUUACAUGUGAAGAAAUGGCGAAUGAUCUCAAGAAGAGAUUUGAUACUAGCUUGUUCAGUCAUUUUCAUUACGACUUUAAACGUCGUAUGGACGAGAAGGCAAAAGGUGGCCAGCCUGUCAGGUUCACUGACUUCUUCGGGAUGGCAAUUGGAGAUGCAUUGCUACGAGUAAGUUAAUGAAUAAAUUAUGAAUUAAACAAUGCUGUAAAAGUUACUUAUUUUUUUGGAACUGGUUAAAUCUGCCAACCUUGGAAGUCCUUUAAACGUGAGAUCUUUAUUUUUCUCCCAAAAAACUGGGGCUGUUCACAAAAAACUUAAGACCAAAACCCAACAGAAGCAGAGAGCUUUGUCUCUCUUAUUUGUCCAACAUUGAACUUUUCAUGUCCAAAACAUAAUGCAAAUAACAAUGAGUUUAAUAGGUAAUCUACAUUAGAUUUGGUACAAAGUUAAACAGGUUGAACACAUAUUAUUAGCACUGAUGAAGAUCCGGGCUUAUACGGAUCGAAAGCUUUGCAGUAAUAAAUUUACGUGGUGUUUCCACAAACAAAACUAUUAUAUGUUUUAUCGCCAUACAAACAUACAAAGAACUUAGUGUAUAUGAUUUUGUUGAAAUGCAGCCUUGGGGAAUUCUUCGUCGAUUGUUGUUCGUGGUAAAGUGCCUUAGAGCGUCAUACCAAUGGGAUAAGAUAACAUCGCGGUAUCCAGAACCCUAUACAAUGGACUCUUUCUCAAUCUGUCUUUUGUACCAACAGUAGGCGCAAUCAACGAUCAUUAUGUUUUGUUUUUCUAGAAUCAAGAAUGCAGAUUGAGCUCUCAAUAUGAUAAAAUACGACACGGCGAAAUACCACUGCCAAUUACCACUGCUAUUCGAGUCCGUUUAGAUAUCCCUGCCAAAGAAUUUAGCGGUAUGUGUAAGUUCGUACAAAAUGUAUUACAUGCAUAUAACCCAUUUAAGCUAGAAUUUAUAGAUAUUUUUAUCUAUGCUUUCUUUAGAAUGGGUAGAAUUCACACCGUAUGAGUUUGGUACUGCUAAAUAUGGCGUGUUUGGUAAGAUCACAGAUUUUGGCGGGAAAUAUUAUAAAGGACAAUUGGUGAAACAAUAUCAAGAAUGUCCAUUGCAUUAUUUACAAGGUGAGUUGACCACCCUAAAACCCUGGGCAAACUAGGAAACAUUGAUGUGGAAACAUUUGUGAUUGCCCAAUGUUUGCCCACCCGUGGAAAUUUAACAUGCAUUGUUGCGGAAACAAAAUUUACUUCCCGAGAAGCAAAAAUGUUUCCUAGCGAAUUCAGAAACAUUUGAUGUUUCCCUAUGUUUCUCACUAAUAGAACUAAUGUUUCCAAGUGUUUGCCCACUCUGGGAAACAUGGCGAAACAUUGGCAGGAAACAAUGUUUCCGCAACAAUGUUUCCUAGUUUGCCCUGGGCUUAAGCGGUUUUCCAGUUCUCGCACGAAGCUCCUCGCAGCUCGCUCCGAGAACUCGCAGACGUUCUGCGAGUGUUUUGCCGCUCGCAGGAAAUAGUUCAAAAUUUUGAACUAUUUUUUACUCGCUGCGAGAGGUCGCAAUAAUAAACCAAUCAUAAAACAGCUUACAAUCACAUGAUAAUUUAUUUUCAAAAUGGCGGCUAGAUAGAGUGAUGAAAGUAUAGAAAUUUUAGUAGUUUUCAGUAUUCGACUUAUGAAUUAGUGGCUUUACCAAAUUGUGUAGGUAAUCAAAUUGGUUUGGUAACAUCCUGAAAUAAUUGAUGUAGCCUGUGUGGUCUUCCUCCUCUAAUUCUUUAAAUAGUGUAAAAAAUUCACUUAAUUGUGCUCUCGUUUGGAAUAUUGGUCUUACCCAAAACCGUUUUUAAGUAUUUGGUACGUCUUUUUCGUCGACUUCGCAAUAACAACGUACAAAAUGAACUCUUCCCGUCACUACCUAGCCUGCGAACGGGCAUGCCAUGAUUACGAGAUUGGCGUGUGGUGGAAACGGAAUGACAUUGGUGCGAGUACUCGCAGCCAGUUGCGAGGAGCUUUGUGCGAGGACUGGAAAUCCGCCUUUAAGAAACCUGCUUUGACCAUAUACAUUUUCUGCUUUUCGAAUAGCGAUUAGCGGAACUUCCAGCGCUUGUCAAUUUCCUGAAACGAUUUAAUUGAUUUGUGAGACGAGAAAAUACUCAGAAUGCUUUAGUUAAAUAUCAUGAUUAAAUAUGCGAAUAUGUCGAGGUUGUUAUACAGCCAUAUUUUAAUAUAUACUACUGUAUACUUUAACAAGCAAUUUACUGUACUGUGCUACAGCAACUGUCCAGUCACGCAUAUACAUGAUAGAAAGCCCAAAUAGCUUUAUAAAAAAAAGAUGAUGCGAAACGUAACAGAACAGAUAAAUAAAGAGAUAGAUAGAUAUUUAUUUUUAUUUAUUUACUAUUCGCCAAAUCAGUUCAUAAAAUUAACAAUUUUAAAUAGAAAAUAUUUACAAUAGUAGGGCGAGAAACCUUCCAGAAACCAUAAGGCUUUUAUUUAAGGUCCCUAUAGUUAGCUACGAUUUAAAUAAUAUAUAAUAUUAAAAGUUAAUACCAGUCCAAUUGCCUUCAAAGAGAUGACGGUGAUAUAUUUACAAUAAGGAAAGUGAGUAAAGAUAUAAUAGACUAUAACAACCAUUUGACUUUUCACUUUGUGCUAAGAAUUGUACUUAUUUUAAUUUGACAGAAGAAAAUAUAUUUUUAUUGUUGAUUUAAAUAUUUAAAUAUUUCGUCGGAAAAUUAUUCCACACAUCGAUGCCGUUAUUCAUAGGCGUACCGGGGGGGGCUGGGGCAGUCGGGCAAUAUUCGACCAAAUGGGACAAAUUCUGUCAAUUUAGUCGGAAAUUCAGUAAAUUUUGUGGUGAAUUGUGUGUUGUUUUGAAAAUUUGUGAUGUUACGAAAAAUUUUGGUAUGUCCGGAAAAAUUUUUUGACCCCUAAAAUGGUACACUGGCCGAAAUUUUUUUGGCGACGGGGGGGGGGUCGCUCCGGUACUAGUCGGGCACAAUCCCGAAAAGUCGGGCAAAUUUCUUUCCGCCCCCCUAAUUGUUUCCUUCCGGUACGCCCAUGCCGUUAUUAUAUAGCGAGCGUGUGUUUUUUAUAAUUUGUUCUAAUACAACUUUUGUGUGGCAAUGAUGCGUUUCUUGUGUUACAAUUAUGGAUUUCUUCGUUAGUUAAAAAAUAUUUAUUAAAAACCUCCGGAAGAUUUUGUAGAUGAAAUAUCGGAAUAUAAAUAAACUUGUUAAAAAAUCAUUCAAUUUACACAAGUUUAGUAUUUUAAGGUCAUUAAAAAUUGGUUCAGUAUGGUCAAAAUAUAUGAUUUGAAGGUCAUUAAUCUUACUAUCUUUUUCUGAAUAUUUACUAAUUUUUGAAAGUGGGAUUUGUAAGCGUUACCCCAAACUAAAUUACCGUAUAUAAGAUAUAGAUAGAUAGAUAGAUAAAUAAAUAGAUAGAUAGAUAAAUAGUUUAUGGAACAUAAUCUUGCAGUCAGAAAGACUAAAUUACAUGUACAGUUUACAAGUUAAUGAAAAUAAAGGUAUUAAUUUACAAUAACGUCUACUAGAAUUGAUAUAAAAAAUUCUGAAAAAAUCUUUCAUUAAAACUAUAUUUUAAGUAUAUUAUGUAAAAUUUAAUGUUUAAACAGCGAACAGGCAGAUUCGGCCGUCUCAAAUAAUGGCAAUGUUGGGCCAUAGUAGCGUUGCAGAUUGCAGAGGAGAGUGGGCAGUAAGGCUCCCCCAUGUACCACCCCAUGGAAAACCUGCACCCCUGUGUUAUCGUAAUUACAAGCUUUCUUGAGAGGGUUGGUUUUCUGAUAUGGAUAUUGUUGGAUUUGCUAGGCAUAUGGGGAAGUGCUUUCAGUAUUAUUUUGAAUACCUUGAACUCAAGUGAAAAGAAAACUGAGGGACAAAGACAAAAGGAAAUAGGUAGGUAAAGGUACGCACUGUAAUUUUAGAUCAAUUUAUUUUUGCACCAUAUAGGAAGAUGCCAUAGAAAUCUAUAGAAUUCCUAUAUGCUACAUAUUAUUUUCAGAGAUUGGCAUGCUUAAGGACGCAGAGAAAUGCAAGACUGAAGAACAUGACAGUGAGGAUGAAGAGACGCCUGAGGAUGAAGUUGACUGUACGUUAAAGUGCCUAUGACACGAAAUUUCACCCCAAAUAUUUAUGAUUGCAUUGUAAAUAUCACUUAAAAUGACUUAAUAAUUUCUUUUAUAGAAUUUUGGUAACUUGCUUCCUUUGCAAGAUAUUGAACUUUGUUUCAUAUGCAAGUAUCACCGGUGUGACAUCACAUCGCAUAAUGACAUUUUGAAAAACGCAAUAUUUUGCCUUAAUAAAAUAUUUUUACAAACAAAUACAGAGGGUUAAUUACCAGUUAUGAAAUUAAUACAUAUACAAGAGUUUAAGUUUUUAAAUACGUAUUCGUCAAGAAAACCAUACUUUUCUGAAAACUCAUUAUGUGAAUGAUGUCACAUGACCGGUGAUAUUUGCAUAUGAAACAAAGUUGAAUAUCUUGAAAAGGGAGCAAGUUACCAAAAUUCUAUAAAAGAAAUUAUUAAGUCAUUUUAAGUGAUUUUUACAAUGCAACCAUAAACCUUUGGGGUGAAAUUUUGUGUCAUAAGCACUUUAACUAAAGUAACGUUAGGAUAUGAAAGAUUAGACUUAGUUAAGGUCUGGCUUACACUAUCAAAGUUUCUGUGAUCACAGUAGGAAUUUUGCAUGGGCAAUUUCUAAGUUUUGAAGGAUUAAAGUUAGGUUUAGGUUUAAUUAAACUAGUUAGAAUUAAAUUGUUGCAAGGUGGGAGAACAUGAUACUAACUUCUCACGGAUAUAUAAUUGUAGUCAUAAUAAUGCGUGCAAUUUUUCUAAACACCAUAUAUUUAUGCAAACUUGUUUUUACAGCUGAAAACUGGGUGACUCAAAUGUUGAACCCAAAGAAUAUAUUUUCAUCUCGAAAAGGAAAAGCUGCUGAAUGCUUCAAUUUUUGUCGUGGACUGAAGUUUAAGUGCAAAAAAGGUAGAAAUAUUUCACCAGUAUCUAAUUUUAACCACUGAAUAGCCGACGAACUUUUGGUAAGUAAGUGGGGUGUGCUGAUUAUCCUUAUACUUGCAGCUGAGAGCUAAGCUGAAUUACGAAGGAUGAAGCUUACCUGAUCGAGUCGAAGGCCUACUGAGGGCGCCUAUGGCAUGCAGCCACUUUAUGACGCCUUAUGACUCAUGUCUGAUCAGGGGCACAGCUACGGUGGAAGGGUCAGUUAGGGGGAUAAUCCCAACCCACCCUGUCAGCAUUUCCUGUGGGAGGAAAUUGUCAAUUUCCCGUUUGUAAUCUAAAAUGACUGAAAAUUGCAAACUUCGCAAGGCUAUAUUAUCCGCAUUUUACAACAUUUCGCAACGAAACUUCGGAAUAUUACUAGUUUUGUGAUGCUCGUUCAAGCUGUGACAGACUUGUCUGAAUCACAAUUUCACUCAAAAGGGGAAAGGUCUAUUUGGUUAACCAAAUUUGUCCCUGCACAUUAUAAGAAGAACGUUAUUGGAGAAGGGGGCCACGUAUUAGAGCACCGGCCAUAUAUGAGAGGGGAGCUUAAUGGUGGAAUUAAGGCACUCGGAAAUUCAAUUUUUUUUCUUCAGACGACGAACACGACCACGCUACUGGCAAAGACAAGACGAUAUGUGUUGUGGACAGCGGUAUUUCGUUCAACUCUCCAUUCCCUGCCGUAUUGAGACCUGAAAGAAAAGUUGAACUCAUUCUGUCGUUUGAUUUCAGUCAGAGAGAUGGUGGCGAUAACGAAUUGCCUUUUAAAGUGAGAAUAAGAAUUGACGAGAUUAAAUCUUAUUCUCCGGUCAAACGAGAAUAAGAAUUGACGAGAUUUUCUUCAACUUUGAGCUGGUUCAAAUUUUAAUGAAAGCUUGGGGAAGUUUUAUUCGUUUGAUCACUAUACGUUAGAUAUUAUCUAGUCAACUCUCGUGCAACACUUGUUCGUGUUUGACCGAGGAUGGUUAAGCAAGGCUGAGAGUUGAGCAGUGAGAGUUGCAUGCGAAUUUUCUUAACUUUUUCGCGCCCUGGUCUAACGAGAACGGGGGUUGCGCGCGAGAGUUGAUAAGACUUGGCUGGAUAUUGCCACGUGCGUAGCGAAAACUCUCAUCAAAAUUUGAACCAGUUAAAAGUUGAUGAGAGUUGAUGAGAGUUGGUGAGAGUUGAUGACAGUUGAUGACAGUUGAUGGGAGUUGAUGGGAGUUAAUGGGAGUUGACGAGAGUUGACGAGAGUUGAUGAGAGUUGAUGAGAGAUGUUGAGAGUUGACGAGAGUUGACGAGAGUUGAUGAGAGUUGAUGAGAGUUGAUGAGAGUUGAUGAGAGUUGAUGAGAGUUGAUGAGAGUUGAUGAGAAUGCAUCCGGCUGCUUCAUGCAUUUAUUGUUCAGAGUGAGUACUCCGGAUUUUCGGAACACUGAUAGAAUCGAACCGAACACGGUCACAUGAUUGUUCUGUCUGCCUCUACUCAAAAGUACAGGGGCAGUCAGAACAGUCAUAUGACCGUUUUCGGGUCGAAUCUAUUAGUGUUCCGAAUAUCUGAAGUACUCCGAACAGUAAAUGGAGCAGCCUGCAUGAGAGUUGAUGAGAGUUGGCCCCCAACCCGAGCGAGAGUUGAAACUCUCAUCAAUGGUCUCGCCAACUCUCGCUUGACCAGAACCUAACAUAAUUACUUUAUUGUUCGUAGGAACUUUUGAAAGCUGAGCAGUGGGCAAAGGAUCACGGUCAUCCAUUCCCACAAAUCAAAGGGAACCCAGUAACUGAAGAUCCCAACAUUCGUGAAUGUUAUGUAUUUGAGAACAAAGAUGACGCAACGUGUCCGAUGAUUUUACAUUUCCCAAUUGUAAACAAAACUUUCAGAGAAUAUCUUAAGCCAGGUUAGUGAGACCAUAUGCUAUCUUAUCUUAUUUCUAUUCUGCUGUAAUCUACUCUAUAUCUCGUGGUGUUCACUGCUGCUGCAAAUUCCAGUCAAAUUAUGCAUGCAAAAGAACUGAAUAUUGAAAACGUUGUAGCUCGCAACCUAACGUGAAAUUUUCGGUAUAGACUAAGACUACGCUGACACUAUAACACCGGAGCAAAAUUAUACCGGGCAAAAUUACUCAAAUAUGAUUGGCUAAUGAUGAGGGCAUUUUUUUUAAUUCAUUGGCUGAGACGCAAGCGCGGGAAGUUUCUUGUUUUAAAUAUACUAGAAAAAGUACAAAUUAUUUAAGAAAUGGGCAGCAUUAAGGAACAUCGGCGAAGUCACAGAGACAUACGAGGUUCAAGAACUUGACAAGUUCACAAUUUACUUAGGAAUAAAUUUUUCCCUCGCAUAGCUCCUCGUAAAAUUAAGGUUUAAUUUCACUUGUGUUUUGAAAGUUUCACAAAUUGCUCUCGUUAGAAACGUGUCAUGAUGCAAUCUUUCUGCAUCAUGACAUCAGAAUUAUUCCACAUGUUAUCUUCCCAGCAAAAUUUAGUCCCAGCAAAGCGGAACAAAGUUUCAAUUUCAUGUAGUGCAUUUUAUUUUCUAGGUGUUCCUCGUAAGACACAAUCGGAAAAAGACUUCGCCAACUUUGAUAUUUUUGAUGACCCUGCAGAACCCUAUUCGUCCUUCAAAUUCCAGUACAAACCUGAAACGUUUGAACGAAUGCAUGAAUUGAUGAAAUUCAACACGCUACUCAAUAUGGAUCUGAUCAAAGAAAAAAUUGGCUACUAUGUUGGAUACAAGCGAAAUAACCCUGCAUACGAACAUUUAGAUCUUUAUGUUUGAAGUGUAACUGUGUUCGUAGUUUAGCAUCUUCAGUGGCGGCGCCAGGCCUCAGAUUCGCCCCCCCCUCCUCUCAAAAGGAGGACGAUAUUCCUAGGAAUAUCCCCUUUAGGAUAUUCGCCUCCCAUAUAUGCGAUUUUAUGCGAUGUCGUUUAUUCAAAUAAUUUCGUCAUACUUUCUUCUUAUUAGUGCCUUACACGUUUGAGAAUUUAACUCUGCAAAACUAAAGCUUUUUCGUCUUUUUUGAAACGUAUUAUUGGAGUAUUGGCAAGUUUUACCAUUCAGAGAUUUACAAACUAAUAUUGAAACAGUAAAAACAGUUUCAUGUAUACGCGCAUUCACUAAUGAGUAAUGACAUCUUAAAAGCCAUACAUUUUCCGAUAGCGGCAAAACGCUUGUGUAGCAGUGACAAAUAAUUUUAUUUGAGGGGGGGGGACGAAAUGGGGAGGCAGAAAAUAAUUGGGGGGCAUUUCCCCCCCCCCCCUCUUGGCGCUGCCACUGAAUAUCUUGCUGUCUUGCGAAUACCCUGCCAUAUAGAUUAUACAUCUAUACGAUUAUAGAUAUAUACAUAUAGAUGUAUAUCGCUCUUGCGAAUACCCUGCCAUAUAGAUUAUAGUUUAUUUAGUUAAUUUGUAAAUUAAAAAAUUAAAUACGCUAACCAAUAAAGAUAGAGGAACUUUUUCGUACCCAUUUUGUUGUGAUGUUCGAUAUUUAUAGACGGUCUAGUCAGUAAACUAAUUUGGAAUCUAUUUUGUUUAUACUUCAAAGAUAUUAUCAGACAGACUUAUGAUACUUUCGAAAUGGAAAAAAAUUAUUCAAAUAACAUAGUUAUAUAUUGUUAGAAGCUGUAACCUUGCUGUUAACAAUUGUACACUUUGUUAGUUCAAACUUUACUUAAUUAAUACUGAAAGUAUAAACUGCCGUGUAAUUUUGUGUGUGUCAGCGUGCGCUAGUUACAUUAAACUGGGCCAACUGACCUUGACAACUGGGUAAUUCCUUGAUUGACUAUUCUUUCUGGACUUUCGAAAGCUGAUUUUAGACUAUCCGUAAUCCAUAUAAUCAAUCCGC